AUGGCGACGCACCGCUUCGACCCCAACUUCACAGACAAUGUCAUCAACGCGAUGGGCCCGAAGACCACGCCGCGCCUGCGCCAGCUGAUGACAGGGUUAAUUAGACACGUGCACGACUUUGCGCGCGAGAACGAGCUCACGGUGGACGAGUGGAUGGCCGGCGUGAAGAUGCUCAACUGGGCCGGGCAGAUGAGCGAUGAUAAGCGGAAUGAGGGACAACUGGUGUGUGAUGUUAUUGGGUUGGAGAGUCUCGUCGACGAAAUUACAUUUACCCUCGCCGACGAAGCCAAAGAUGCGCCCACGGCAACCGCCAUCCUCGGCCCGUUCUUCCGCGCCGACACACCCUGGCGGGAGAACGGCGAGGAUAUCGUGAAGACGAAGCCAGCUAAUGGCGAGAUGGCGUACAUGCAUGGACAGGUCUUCGAUUUCACGAGCAAGAAGCCGCUCGUUGGAGCGACGGUAGAGGUGUGGCAGGCUUCGACGAAUGGAUUGUAUGAGCAGCAAGACCCCAAGCAGGAGGAGUUUAAUCUGCGUGGCAAGUUUCGCACGGAUGAGCAGGGGAGAUAUGGGUUUUAUUGUUUGAGGCCGACACCGUAUCCUGUUCCUGAUGAUGGACCCGCGGGCAAGCUUCUCGAGCUAAUGGACCGCCAUCCCUUCCGACCAGCUCACAUUCACAUUCUUGUAUGCUUCUUCCUUCCCUCUCUCCCUCCACCCUUUGUCCUCUUUCUCGUAUCGUGGACUGCAUGCUCACACGGAAAUGCCCAGGCUACCCACCCCGGCUACCGCCCUCUCACAACUCAAAUCUUCGACCGCAAGGACAAAUACCUUGACAACGACUCUGUCUUCGCGGUCAAGGAUUCCCUGGUCGUGGACUUUGUGCCGCGUACGGGUGACCCACAAGCUACACUGGAGCUGGAGUAUGAUGUUAAGCUUGUGGCGAGUGAUAGUUCAUAA
This is a messenger RNA of Penicillium lagena, 954 nucleotides long. RefSeq names its product intradiol ring-cleavage dioxygenase. Gene Ontology annotation, molecular function: ferric iron binding; catechol 1,2-dioxygenase activity. The transcript has 3 exons. NCBI's taxonomy places the organism in Eukaryota, Fungi, Ascomycota, Eurotiomycetes, Eurotiales, Aspergillaceae. The record is from RefSeq and is a predicted model, not a curated record. The coding region runs from base 1 to 954 and encodes 317 amino acids. Gene Ontology annotation, biological process: catechol-containing compound metabolic process.